UUUGUAAUUGUAUUUACAAUGCAAUUUUCAGUAAGCCAUCAAGACACAAAAGCGGUAAACUUUGACAUCUAUUCGCUGCUUAAACGACACGGUUUCGGCACAAUUGCCGACAAAUUGAAACCCGAUCUCCAGUUAAUGGGUAAACUGUUGAACGAAUUUUUCGACCGUUUCGGCGAAGCGCCCAUCGAUGACCUGAUGUUUAUCAUUGGCGAUGAUCUGAGUUCGGUAAUUACCGAUUUUGGUCGCGAUAUGGACGCAUUUCAACGUGAAUUUGCUAAAAAAUCGCCCCAAGUAGCGGCCAUUGUUAAGGUGGCCAGCGGUCUGUUUACACAAAUAGGACAGGCAUUUAAAACUACAUUUUCCGUACUAUUGGUUGGCCAGAAACGUAAAGGUAAACCGCUGUACGAUAAACGUUUGGGUCAGGUCGAGGUCAAAUUGUCCACAAAUAUCGGUAAACUCCUGACACCCGAGCAGUCGCCGAAAUGGUUGUCCGUUUUUGUCGAAUUUUUCGGUAUGUUAGGCCGGGCUAGCAAUCAGGCCAUUCAGAAAAGUUUGGAUAGGGUUAAGGUGUUGGGUAUACUACCGCCACAGUAUAUACCCAUCCAAUUGUUUGGCCAAACUCUGGACCUAUUGUUGAAUCAAAUUAUCGGUGUAUUUAAAGAUAUUUAAAUAAUUUUAAUGGGCUGUUCACAUAUUACGUUCUCACAUUUUUUAAAAAGAAAUCUAUAACCCCUCCCUCCCCUGUGUUUGCAAUUUUUUUAAAAAAUAACGUUAACAUGUCCCUAACUACCCGCUAAGCUACCCCCCCAACUACCUCCACAACCUCUAAAAAAAUUUUGGUAGACCCCCUCCCCUCA
This is a messenger RNA of Oppia nitens, 857 nucleotides long. RefSeq lists its product as uncharacterized. The transcript is spliced from 2 exons. The record is from RefSeq and is a predicted model, not a curated record. The coding region runs from base 19 to 669 and encodes 216 amino acids. NCBI's taxonomy places the organism in Eukaryota, Metazoa, Arthropoda, Arachnida, Sarcoptiformes, Oppiidae.